This is a messenger RNA of Closterium sp. Naga37s-1, 1653 nucleotides long. NCBI's taxonomy places the organism in Eukaryota, Viridiplantae, Streptophyta, Zygnematophyceae, Desmidiales, Closteriaceae. The record is from the annotation of a GenBank genome assembly.
AUGACGGACGCUACAGUCGCGGCGGGAGUGACGGCGAUCGUCGACCCGCUGCUUCGCGCCGUCGUUUGCGCCCCCGUCGACCCCGCGCACUACCCGCUACUGCAGCCCGCCACCCGCGCGAUUUCCGCUGCUGCAGCCCGUCGCCCGUCCCGUCGCACUGCCGCCCGUCGCCAGAUCCCCACCACCCGUACGCACUCCGCUGCCCGUCGCCAAGUCCCCGCCCGCCCUCCCGUCGACUUCGCAACUGCUGUGAAGGGAGUGGCGGGGGUGGCGAGAGUGGUGGGAGUGGCGGGAGAAGCUGCUGCUACGCCAUUGCACGCGCCAAAUAGUCCGCGACCCGCACCCCGCACCCCGCCCGUCGCCCGUACGCCACCUGCACCCCGCACCCCGCCCGCCGCCCGUGCGCCACCCGCACCCCGCACCCCGCCCGUCGCCCGUACGCCAUCCGCAUCACGCCGACGUCCGUGCCCCCGUCCGCGAGACCCGUCUGAACCCCGUACCUGCACCCAGACCGCCGUUCUGCCCCAGAUCCCGCCCCCCCCCACCGACAACUGCCACCCCACCCCCAUCUCCGGCUCCGUAUCCAGCGGGAAGGGGAGGAGGUGUGGUGUUGGCCCGAAGGGGACGGCUGGGGGAGGGGGAGUGGCGGGGUUGGCGGCUCAUCAUCAUCCGCCUCCUCCUCCUCUCAUCCCUUGCCCCGUGCCCAUGCCCGUGCUGUCCGCUCGUGUUCCACGUGCCCUUGCUGUCCGUACCCGGUUGUGCCCCGCCAGUCUCACCCGUGCUGUCCGUACCCGGUGCCCCCCGUGUUCCCGUGCUGCCCCCCGUGUUCCCGUGCUGCCCCCCGUGUUCCCAUGCUGCCCCCCAUGUUCCCGUGCUGCCCCCCGUGUUCCCGUGCUGCCCCCCCGUGUUCCCGUGCUGCCCCCCGUGUUCCCGUGCUGCCCCUCGUGUUCCCAUGCUGCCCCGCUCUCCCCGUGCUGCCCCGUUCUGCCUGUGUUGUGCCCGUUCCCGUGCCGUGUUGCCCCGUUCAGCCCUUGUCCUGCCCCGUUCUUCCUGUGCAGCCCCGUUGUCCCCGUGUUGCCCCGUUCUGCCCGUGUUGCCCCGUUCAGCCCGUGUCCUGCCCCGUUCAGCCCGUGUUUUGCCCUGUUCUGCCCGUGUUGCCCCGUUCAGCCCGUAUCCUGCCCCGUUCUGCCCGUGUUGCCCCAUUCAGCCCGUGUCCUGUCCCGUUCUGCUACCCGUGUUGCUCCGUUCAGCCCGUGUCCUGCCCCGCUCUGCCCGUGUUGCCCCGUUCUGCCCAUGUUGCCCCGUUCAGCCCGUGUCUUGCCCCGUUCAGCCCGUGUCCUGCCCCGUUCUGCCCGUGUUGCCCAGUUCAGCCCGUGUUGCCCCGUUCUGCCCGUGUUGCCCCGUUCAGCCCCCCGUGUCCUGCCCCGUUCUGCCCGUGUUGCCCCGUUCAGCCCGUGUCCUGCCCCGUUCUGCCCGUGUUGCCCUGUUCUGCCCGUGCUGCCCCGCUCUGCCCGUUUGUGCCCUACCCGUGCUGUCCGUACCCGUUGGUGCCCCACCCGUGCUGUCAGUUCUCGCUCGUGCCCCACCCGGUCUGUGCUGCCCGGUCUCGUGCUGCUCGUCACCCCCGUGCGGCCCGUCCCGUACAGCACCUGA